This is a messenger RNA of Cajanus cajan (pigeon pea), 745 nucleotides long. RefSeq names its product thionin-like protein. The record is from RefSeq and is a predicted model, not a curated record. Lineage: Eukaryota; Viridiplantae; Streptophyta; Magnoliopsida; Fabales; Fabaceae.
AUAUUCAUUGGAGUCAUUGUUGUGUUGGAGUGAGGGUUUAAGGCCGUAGAAGCACUUUGACGCUGUCUCUUCCACUCUUCUCCGCCGCCGGGUUUGCAUAUCACGCGUAAUUAACAAUUAUCGAUUGAAAUUGAAGUUUCGUAACCCAGUGUGCAGCGUAUGAAUUAGAAGAGAAGGAGGCGAAUUUGUUCAUUUGUUGAGUGCUUGAAAUGGGUGAUAUUUGGUGGUCCCUUUUGGGGGCAGCGAUCCCUGUGGUGGUUGCAGGGCAAGCGUUUCGAGUGAAGAAACGGCGCGCAGAGGAGCAGAGGCUCAAGAGUGCCAGGGGAAGGGAAAGGAGUUCCGAUGAAAUCUUCGUGUGUGAGAGGGUAUGCACCUCUAAGAGAAUGCUCAAAAAGGUUGGAUCUUUCUCCAAAGACCCAAUUCCUGAUACCUGCGUCACUGUGUGUGGCGUUUCUGACCUUGAUGCUUGUGCUGAUGCCUGUGCCCGCACUGUUUGUGUCAACCAACAUCAGGUCCCUAAUUGGAAUGAUAUUUGCCUGAGAAGGUGCCAGAGUGAAUGUCUCAAACUCUCUUCUCAGUCCUCCUAGCACUGAAAUGUGUGUCUGAGUGUAUACUGGGUUUUAGUAUUAUUGUCGUUAGAUUGAAUGCUUUGUCCCAUCAUUUUGACUCUGGAAUUCUGAAUUAUUGAAGAAAAAAAAAAGAGUUUCUAUGAAAAUGCAAAUGGGGUUCAUUUUGUGUUCAUUGA